This is a messenger RNA of Purpureocillium takamizusanense, 4137 nucleotides long. RefSeq lists its product as uncharacterized. Gene Ontology annotation, biological process: monoatomic cation transport. Gene Ontology annotation, molecular function: metal ion binding; ATP hydrolysis activity; ATP binding. The transcript has 2 exons. The record is from RefSeq and is a predicted model, not a curated record. Bases 1136 to 3544 code for a protein of 802 amino acids. NCBI's taxonomy places the organism in Eukaryota, Fungi, Ascomycota, Sordariomycetes, Hypocreales, Ophiocordycipitaceae. Gene Ontology annotation, cellular component: membrane.
GGCCUUGGUCAACCAUCUUGGGCACUAGACCUUGGUACUAACCUAAGGUACAGGUACUAGGUAUUACCUUGAUAAUUUUAAUCUGCUUCUUUAUUAGGGAAGGAGCCCAUCGCCAGCGUACCUUCCUUGAUUGACAGCUCCCAAAAUCACCAGCUCGCAUCCGUCCAUCUGGAGCGCCUCGCUUUCUUGCCCUGUCGCUACGCACCAAUCCUCAAACCUCUUCUGCCGUCCAACAUGGCGGCUGGAUGCUGCUCGGGCGCCCCAACGGCCCAAGGCAAACCGGCACGCCCUGCCGACCGCCAGAACUCUCACGACCAUGGCGACCGUGACUCGAACAACGGCCCUGAGAACAGCCACGGCCAUGGCGAUGACCACGAGCACGACAGCUGUGCCGAUCAUGCUGAGGCCGGAUUCCUCGCCCCUUGCGACCAAGACGGCGAAUGCUGCGAUGACGCACAGGGCUGCUGCGACGCUACAUCGUCCUCCUCGACAAAGUCGGCGACGUUGACCUGCUGCGGCUCCAACGAAGAGCACUGCGACGAAAAGUGCAUCAUUGCCGCUGCUGCUCUCGAAUGUGAAAAGAGUUGCGAGAGCGACGUCGCUGGUCAUGACGGUACCGUGCCCACACGAAGUGGCCUCUCAAUGUCUCGCGUCCUGACCUUGCCCAGCCCAUGCUAGUCACGACCACGCCCAUGACCAGAACGGACAGCACCCUGCCUCGGCCUGCAGCACCCAUCUGGCAAAGGCAUUUGACCAGUACGCCGCGUACCUCGAGUCCGCCCGUUGUAUCUGCCGCAGCAUCCUCGAUCGGGGCUGGUCCACGACUUGCUGUGCCGAGCAGCCCAAGCAGAGCCACGCUCCCCUUGUCGAGGUUAUCGCUGGCGCCCGCGCGACCGGUCAGGGGUCUCAUACCCACGACGGGCCGCAUCAUCACCAUGGAAUUAAGCGUCGUGGUAAGAAGGCACGCCGUGAACAUGCUCAGUCGCCCACCAGGGAAGACAAGGAAGCCAGCUGCUGCGGUGGCCACCAAGUUGAACACGGCCAUCUGGGCAAGAAAUACGCUGUUCAGCGGCCCACAAAUACAGACCUUGAACGAGCAGACGGCCUGGAGCAUGUCGCUUUGACCGUCGACGGCAUGACUUGCUCUGGCUGCGGCAACAAGAUGGAGCGAACCCUCAAGGCACUUCCUGGAGUCUCGUUGGUUCGGGUCAACUUCGUCAUGGGCUCCGCCGAGUUCAGCUUGGAUGCAUCCGUCACCACGCCCGACGAGGUCAUCAGGGCAACUGAGAGGGCUACCGGGUUUCGUUGCACUAGACGCUCCAAUGACGACCAGACGGUCGACCUCUUGGCCUCGGGAGGUUCUGCAAAGGUGCUCGCCGACAUUGCCAUCCCAGGGGUAACGCAGGCCACCAUGUUGAACAAGAAUGUUGUUCGCCUGACAUACGAUCCUGCCAUGAUUGGCGCGCGGACCUUGGUCGAGCGCGUGGGUGACUUGGUAGGCGGGCUUGCGCCGCCUAGAGACGACCCCAACGUGUCCAGCGGCAGAAAGAGGCUGUACGACCAAUUUGUAAAGACGGUCGUUGCUGCUUGCUUCACCAUCCCCGUCGUCGUCAUGGCUUGGGGCGACGAUUUGGUCCCAGACGAGAGAGCCAAAGCUUCCGCGUCACUGGGUCUUGCGACUGUCGUGCAGCUUAUUGCUGUUCCCGACUUCUACCGCCCAGCCAUCUCAGCCCUUGUAUACAGUGGCAGUCUAGAGAUGGAUAUGCUUGUCGUCAUCAGUAUCACUGCCGCUUACCUAUAUUCGGUUGUUGCCUACGGCUUUAUGAUGGCCGGCAAGCCCCUGGAUACGGAAGCUUUCUUCGAGACAAGCACGUUGCUUAUUACCCUGGUUCUGCUUGGCCGCCUCGUCGCCGCUUAUGCUCGUAUCCGCGCAGUCGUGGCUGUGUCGCUCCGGUCGCUCCAGUCAACCACUGCUGUCAUCAUCGAUUCCGGCAGCGACAAGGAGAUUGACGCUCGCCUCCUCCAGUACGGCGAUAAGCUGAAGAUUGGCCCUCACUCUGCGGUGCCGACCGAUGCGACUGUCCUCAAUGGGACGAGCGAGGUCGACGAGUCCAUGUUGACCGGGGAGAGCGUCCCAGUGUUCAAGAAGGAGGGCGACUCAGUCAUCGCGGGCACCAUCAACGGCUCUGGCACAUUGGUGGCUCGACUAACGCGUCUUCCGGGCAAGAAUACAGUGACCGACAUUGCCCAGCUAGUGGAAGAGGCCGCCAACUCGAAGCCUCGAAUCCAGGACGUCGCUGACCGCGUCGCAGGUUGGUUCGUGCCCGUUGUCACAUCCGUGGCUCUUAUUGUCAUCGUGGUCUGGCUUGUCGUCGGGCUCAAGGUCCGCGAUUACAAUGCGGGCAAGGCCAUCUCCAACGCCAUUACCUACGCAGUCGCCACCCUUGCAGUGUCCUGUCCGUGCGCGCUGGGUCUCGCUGUUCCCAUGGUACUCGUUGUGGCGGGCGGCAUCGCCGCCCGCAACGGCGUUAUAAUCAAGUCUGCCGAGUGUACUGAACAGUCUCGAAAGGUCACCGACGUCGUCUUUGACAAGACUGGCACCAUUACCGAAGUCGGACUUGACGUGGUGGAGGAGCACAUCUUUGACCCUGUGGAUGCCGGAUCUGUUGCCAUUUCCAAGGCUCUUGUCGCCGGAAACAAGCAUCCGGUAUCGCUCGCGGUGGCAAAGUACUUGGAAUAUCGCGCAGAAACUCCGGCGAAGCUUGACAACAUCCACUCGAUCCCGGGCGCUGGUUUGGAGGCCACCUUUGACGGCGCCAAGAUUCGCGCUGGGAAUCCUGCAUGGACAUCCACAUCAAAGGAUGCCGUCGUUGCCGGCCUAGCGCAACGCGGUAUGACUCUUCUUGUUGUCACUCGUGACAGCAGGGCAGUUGCUGUAUUCGCCAUGCGCACGCGUCUCAGAGCCGAAGCUAUCAAGGUUGUGUCCCAACUGAGGCGUCGUAACAUUGCGGUCCAUCUCGUCUCGGGCGACCAAAGGCGUGCUGUCGAGGCCGUCGCUACUCAAGUGGGAAUACCGAACGUGGCGUCGCAGUGCAGCCCGGCCCAGAAGCGGGAUUACGUCGCGAGUCUAAUGUCCCAAGGCAAGAAGGUCAUGUUUGUCGGCGACGGGACCAACGACGCCGUGGCCGUCACCCAGGCCGAUGUGGGCGUCCAACUCGCCAGCGUGCUCUCGGCCAGCGAGGUUACACGAGGCGCCGCCGACGUGGUCCUCCUCAACGGCCUUGAGGGCAUUCCCUUCCUCAUGAAGAUCAGUAGCGUGGCGUUUCGCCGCAUGGCCUUCAACUUUGGCUGGUCGGCCACGUACAACAUGCUCGCCAUCUUGCUUGCCUCGGGUGCACUCGUCAACGCGCGCAUCCCGCCUGCUUACGCCGGCCUGGGCGAGAUCGUCAGCGUUCUGCCCGUCAUCUUUGCGGCCAUGACGAUGCUGCUCAAGAAGAUCAAGGUUGACGUGGAUGUUGCCGCCGCCAGCGUCGCCGGCGCCUAGACGCGCGGGUGCUUGUAACGGUUGUGCUGCCAAGCCAACGAGCUCCGGCACGUCCAACACCUGCCGGGCGGGCGGCUGGCUUGAACAAUACGUCGUGGGUCUGAUCAGAAAACGGCCUUUUUUUCUUUGGGCCGGGGGGUCUCUGGUUCAACACGGGACGCUGGAUGGAUAUGACGCGCUGCUCCUUCGAUUCGACGACACUGCCUUUUUCUCGGAUGAAGCAGGCAUUGCACAAUGCCUGCGUAGCUACCUACAUAAAAACAUAACAAAUAUGUGGUAUUGUUACACUUGCGAUCAGCAGUGGUUUCUGCCCGAUGCUGCCGUGCCAUAAUACUUUGGAUUACAUUAGCGCCUUAAAACGCCGUCGCUUCCUUUGUAAACGAAAUAAUUUUUGAGCCUUGACAUUUGGUGACCGUAGUCCUUCGCGUCACCGUCCGUUAAGAGGAGGGCGCCCCCCAUUUCGUCGCAGCAGGACUGCCAGCCAGGUCCCCAAAGUCCACCACCGUGUACAUGUCCCGCAGCGCGUCGAGCUUCUCGCGGAGAUAGUCGCGCUGGUGCUUCUGCGUGCGCUCAAAGCCAAAGAUGAAGCGGAC